UGAAUUUACCAUAUUUAUUGCGUGGGCUAACCACAGACCACAGUUUAAUACAGAAUCUACAUGUAGAUUGUAAGACUUGAGAAAAAGUUUUAUAUCUGCCACAGACACUGUCCCAGAAUGAGUCAGCCUCAUCACUUUGUAUUUAUUGAACUCGAGAGAGAAAUCCGUAGCAGCGUAACAGACAAUACGAAUCUUAUUGCGUUACUUGUUGAAAGGAAUGUGCUUCGAGAAAUUGACAGGAGCAAGUUUACUGGCAAAAAUGGAAUGAAAUGUCUGACAAAUUAUAUACGAAUCAAAGAUUUUGAGACAUGUGUGACUUUUACCCAGUGCAUACGUGACGUUGGUGUGAAAGACACCAAUGUGGAUGUGUCUAUAUUAGAAACAAUACGAGGAGCGAUUCGUACAUUUGAUGAGAGUCAUUGUACACACUUUGAAGAUCAAAUUCCACACCUCAAGGCGUCUCUAGUACAGGAUGUGAUUUUGGCCGAAAGUAAAAGCCCAGUUACAGUGUUGAAGGAUGACCUACAUCCAUCAUCAAGUACAACAUCAAGUACAAGUGCUCUCAAUGAAAUGGACGUCAUAAACCUUGUAAAUGGCCCAAUACAAAUUGAAGUUGGACCUGAAGGCGGUAAACUGUCUUCACCAAUUACUGACUUCGAGAUUGAUAUUCCUCCAGGAGCAGUAAAAGUCCAACUGACACUUAAAGCAGGAACGUGUGCAUGUGGCAAAUUCGAAUUGCCGAGCGAUGUGUAUCGAAUCAGUGAUUUUAUCUGUGUAACUGCCAAAGGAAACCUUACCUCUCCGGCUACAGUUCAUAUUGCCCACUGUUUAAGCAUGCCUGAAUAUAGAAACACCUCUGCAAUAGCUGUUUUUCACACCGAUAUGUCUCACUACAAUGAGGAUGGAGUGUUCGUCUUUUCGAUCAUUGAGGAUUUACCAGAAAUUUCAGCCAAAAAACCGUUCGUAUCCUUUAAAGUAACAGAGUUUUGCAUUUUCUGUGCAGUUUAUCGGCCAUCGUUUUAUAGAGGAGUUCAGAAGCAAACGUACUCAAGUAAACGCUCUGUCAAUAAGCAUACUCAUACUAAAACUCAGAAAGGAUUUCUACCACCAUACGUUAGACCACAUAUUCCAAAAUUAGACUAUGUAUUGCUUUUUUAUGAACAAAAUAACGAGAGGAAAACAUUGUAUCAAGUUUUAAUCUAUGCAUGUGUGAAUUGUCCUGGUGCAAUAGAGUUGUGCAAAAAGAGAAUGAAAGAGAAGCCUGGAUCAUGGAAAACACCUACCGUAUAUGCUCGAUCAGAGGCCGCUCUUGUAUAAAGGCCGCACUCAAAUAGUAGCCUCCCUUGCUAGCAAAAUGAAACAUUUAGUAGCCGCUCUCAAAUAGUAGCCUCAGUGAACUUUGACUCUAGCAUUUCUGCACGUGGCAGCCAAAAAAAUUAUUACUAGCAGCUAGCUACAUGUACGUAGCUACAAGUAGCAGCUUGUUAGUGCUUCACAAAGACUUUCUCAUGGCAGAGUUCAAGUUUAUGCAGGUGAAAACAACUUUUGAUGACAAACUAAAUUAUCUGGAGCUAAUAAACGCCUCUCUUGAAUUGUAGCCUCCUCUUCCAGCAAAAUGAAACAUUUAGUAGCCGCGGCUCCUGAUCAAGCAUAUACAAUUUUACUGCAUCAAAAAUAAUUUUUAUGUGUGAUCAAUUGAAAAAAGAAUCAGAAGAAUGGGAAGUCACUCCUAAAAAGCAAUAUAUUAACGAGUGUGAUAUCCAAAAAGCAACUGUAAAACAUUACGCUGGCAAAAAAGAGGACAGCAGGAUCGCAGAAGAAUACAUUACAGAUGAUCUAUACCCUCCGAGUAUGGUUAUGGACAUCCACCAAGUCUCACAACAUGCAUCCCAUCUUAAGGUUGAUUAAUAAUCAAAGAUGCAAGAGAUGGAAAUAAUAUUCUUCCAGAUACUUACGGAAUGUGUUUACAACCAGCUGCAGAAGCUCAUAUUUCAACUGUGUUAAUUAAGAAACCACUGUCAGCUGAGGAAGAAAAGUGUUUAGAACAAACCGUUACUACUCCAUCAUUAGCGAGGUUGUCACAAUACAUAAGGCAUUGGAAGCUUGUUGCCAGCGAACUCUCUUUGUCUACAAAUGACGUGGAGUGCCUUGAAUAUGAAAAUGAAAAUAUGAGGGAUCUUUCAGAACUGAAGUAUUAAAUUCUAAACACAUGGUAUAAACGUUCCAGCAAUAGACGUUACAAAGAUUUAGUGGAUGCUCUUAAGAAAUGUGAAGAGAAUGAAACUGUGAACUAUAUUUUUCAAAACAUCAAAAUGCUUAGCUCACACUAGCUAGUAUAUGUAAAUAUUACAUUCCUCAUAAUUUUAUUUUGUGACUAUGUCUCUGAUAUAAGGUGGAAGACGACUGAAGACCUCAGAUUGUUGUAA
Messenger RNA from Halichondria panicea, 2426 nucleotides. RefSeq lists its product as uncharacterized. Bases 118 to 1317 code for a protein of 399 amino acids. The transcript is spliced from 5 exons. The record is from RefSeq and is a predicted model, not a curated record. NCBI's taxonomy places the organism in Eukaryota, Metazoa, Porifera, Demospongiae, Suberitida, Halichondriidae.